CGACAGGCGACCAAACGCGCGUGCGUUCGAGGUCACGUGCACCCUCACAUCCCACCACGCUUAGCAGGUGCCAAAUCACUUUUUUUUUUUGGGUGGGGUGAUUUCUUGCGCCAUCACGGCGGCAACUUCUUAAUCAACUUGUGUUGCACUUUUUUUCCCUCUUUGCUAUAGAGGUUCAAGGACAUUUCAAUGGCGUCUACAGCAACACAGGCCCCAACGGGGCACCUUGGAGGACAACCAACUCCGAUGAUUGCAUCAGAUCUGUCUCACUCUUAUGCUUCAUCCACAACGCACCCUGACAAUGUUAGGCGCUUUACACAGGCCGCAAGCGUUCAGCCGCCGCCGCCUCGCAUCCUUUCAUCAUCGCAGCCUUCAAGCGGUGCAUUCCAGACUACUCCAGUAUCGGCUGCUCCUAUGCCUUCCAUGUACUCCCCCGCACAGUCUCAACCAUCACCGAGUGCAGGGCUACCGGGAAGACCACGGAAUCGGCCUUCCAUCAUGGACCCUCCUGGUAACAAGAUUUCCAGCCCGACGAUGCGCGGUGGCGGCUAUCCGUCUCCAACUGUGGAUCACGCAACCAUCAACCCGAAAUUUGUCGACGACGUGGCUCGCAUAACCUAUGCCAUACAGCAAUCUCUGGGCGAUGCUGUGAGGAGGGCCAUACGUGACAACUGGGAAAAGUGUUUGCUCGGAACCGACUUUCACCAGGCCUUUGUUCUUAAUGCGAGCAUUCACCAUGCGACAGUCCCAAUGACCAAGCGUGCCAUCCGCGAUUUCGGCUCCAAGAUGGUCAAGGCAGGUAAAGCAGACCUGCUGGAACAUUUUAGCCAGGCGGAUCUUGACGUGGUCAGUGACACUAUACUCGCCAAAGCCUCGCAUUCUUUCCUAGACAAGGCGCUGGAGCUGCGGUUGAGAACUAUCGAGGCAAAGCCAUUGGUGGAUGCCCUGUCACGCGCGGAGCGCCUCGGAUACGAAUCAAACGACAUCGUGGAGCAGGAUAAUAACCACCAGGAGCGGGUUAUCCCUUCAGAAUCGCCCACGGCUACUCAUUCGGCCACACCCCAAGCCAGCUAUGUUUCAGCGGGAGGCAGCGCUCUCAGAGCACCAGGAACUGAUUCGGCAGCAUCUUGGCAAUGUACGGUCUGCUAUCGCACUUUUACACAAGAAUCGGCAUAUGAUCACCACAUGCGGAAGCAGGUCUGCACACGUGCUCCGGCUCUGCCCGAAGGGUUUAGGUAUUCGUGCUCACAUUGUGGUCAAGGCUUCACCACUACGGUUGGCCUGCAAUACCAUCUAAAUAACAAGGUCUGCGGCGACUUUGGCCCGACUCCUGCCGAACAGGGCAUGAACAGUACAGAUGUGGCCGCAGCGGGAAAAGUAGCUGCGGCUACCGCUUCUAUAAACCCCCAAGUUCCUUCGCGGGCCCAGUUUCAUCAAUACCCCGCAUCAUCAACUCCCCAGCGCAUGGCGGCGACAUACGGCUCUGCCACACCACCAACUGCUGGCACACCUGAGACCCCGGGAGAGGGCAUGGGCAAGACAAUUGGCGGCUCUGAUCCUUAUGCUCACCUGACCCAGAGCCAGCGCGAGUCUCUUCAAGAAGAACUCAGGCAGGCCGAGAUAGCCUUUGCAAACCGUUUCAAGGCAGCUGAAUCCAUCGCAGACCUUAACGAGCGGCGCAUCCGUAUCGACAGCCUGCGAAAUGGUUUUGGAACAAAGCAGUCUAUGAUUAGGAAGAAGUAUGGCGUGCGGCUUCGCGAGCGCCGUACCAAAAAGGAGAUAGAGGCAGAGCGUGAACGCAUGGGUCGCCAGCACGAGGAACGAUACGACCGUACUGCUCUGGAUGAAGCCCGAAGGUCGCUGACGGCUAUACAUGGAGGAGUUCCAAGGCCUGUCGGUCCGGGACGUCCUCCGACGAAUUAUUCAACCACACCAAUUCCGGUAGCGAAGAAUCCAGCCACAAACUCAUCCUCCAUCCCGAAUACGACCAAUGACAAAGUGUCCGUCAAGAGGGAGCUCGAUUCGGAAUCCAGCCCUAUCGAGGGAGACCCGAAACGUCGUAAAGUCGACGUUGAAGGAACAAACAGCAUCAACGCCCUGGAAUCUGUGCAGCAAUCUCGAGCUGCAGAGGAUACAGUUUUUGUCUCGUCGUCAUCGAAAUCGCCACAGAGCCAAGAUAGUGAUAGCCAAUCCAGUGGCACACCAGAGCGGCAAUUGGCAGCCGAGGCGGUUGCUGCGCAGCAGAGUGCCGAAACUACAGUCGUAGUAAAGGCUCCUCAGCCUGUCGUCAAUUUGGUUGAUGAGGAAGGUGACGACGAAGAAUCAUCUGAUGAGUCCGAAGACGACGAUGAAGGUAUCCCUGCUGUGCUGCCCCAGGCCACGCGUCAGGGUUUGUCACAGACCGGCCGGAGGAUCUCCAACGCUUAGCGGAAAACUUGAACCUUGAAGUUUGUGGAGGCGGCUAUCCUUACAAAUGCACUUCGAAUACUCAGUGUCUCCGGACGAGCCUUGUUUGACUGGGCGUCAUAAAUUACGAAGUUGAACAUUGACUUCUCAGAAAUCCUUGGCGUGUCUGAAAGAAGUUCAUCCGCCGCAUGCAUCCUUGGUGCCUCCGUCUCCAAAACACAACGCAUAUAAAUCGACGGGUGGACACGCUGCGCAAUGACUCGGGAUAAAAAAAAAAAAAAGAAAAUAAAAAAAUAAAAACAAAAAAGCCUGGUCAACACUAUUUUGCCUUCUUCCAGUCAGGUUGACCUGUCCUCGGAUUUUUAUUAUUCUUAUGCUUUCAAUUGGCACAUGAACUCUUUCUUCUUUUCUUCUUGGUCUCACACCAGUCCCGUUUUGUUACAUCUUUCCGCUCGUCGAUAUACGGCUGGCGGGCUUAUUGGCCGUCGCGUCAUGUUUGGGGCAGUAUCGAGAUUCAUUCGUCUUAUUUCAACUGGGUCCUCC
Pyricularia grisea is the source of this 2949-nucleotide messenger RNA. RefSeq lists its product as uncharacterized. Lineage: Eukaryota; Fungi; Ascomycota; Sordariomycetes; Magnaporthales; Pyriculariaceae. The record is from RefSeq and is a predicted model, not a curated record. The transcript has 3 exons. Bases 190 to 2427 code for a protein of 745 amino acids.